UCUCACACUGUCACCUACCCGUGGUGCUUAAAGAUCGAAGGAAACAGGAGCUUAAGCCAAAGCAAAAUAGGUUCAUUGUGCCAUCGACACUGCAGGAAAUGGAACUUCUAAUUCGCCCCAUUUUGCUUAAAAAAACAGAGUCUAGCCCAAAGCGAAAAGAUAAUCAAAUAUAAGCCCAAGAAGAAAGAAGCCCUUUCUUAAGCUGGUGAAUUUCAUGCUUUCAUGUUGGAUUCACCAAAAGGCCCAAGAUCAAGGCCAACGAAGCAGUGUUUCAGUUCCACCCGAAGCUGGUUUGUUUUAAGUCUUUGGUUCAACAUGGACGGAUCAUCUAUAUGCAGGACUAGCCCCAAAAGAUUCAAAGUCAAAGCCACAUGGCUCUGAUCAAACACUCAAAGCCAAUUUUGUUUAAAUCCAUUCAUAUUAGAUUUCUAAAGCUAAUGGGAGCAGUUUUCUUGUAAUGACAGAUCACGUAACUAUUAGAUUUCUUUUCUUUCAUUUCAUCUCUUUCCUGUAAAUUUCUUGCACUUUUGUGUGUUUAUUUUUUUCCCGUUUUAGUACUACAAAAUCGACUACUUGAGCAAACCAUCCCCACCCUUUCAUUUGUAUGGAACUUUCAUGGGCAUCCCCACAGUCAUGGAUGAUUCUUUCUUCAAUUUUUUUUUGUGUUUUGUUGAUACAAUGUUUCAUGGGCAUCUUAGCUGUUAUAACUGCAGCAAACCUCACCACAGAUCAAUACGCAUUGCUCGAAUUCAAAGACAGCCUUAAUCCCGACACCGUAUUAGCAAACAAUUGGACCAGCUCUACCUCUGUUUGCAACUGGGUUGGUGUUUCAUGCAGUUCUAAUCCUGAACGAGUCACCUCCUUAAAUCUUUGCAGCAUGAAUCUUACAGGAACCAUUUCUCCGCACCUUGGGGACCUUUCUUCUCUCCUCUCUCUCGACUUGAGCGGCAACAAGCUUAACGGCUAUCUACCUUCGACGAUUUACAACUUGUCUUCUUUGCAAAUCAUGGACUUAACUUCUAAUGGACUAUCUGGUGAUUUCCCAGAUGACCUUUGUACUUACUUUCCCAAGCUUGAGGUUCUUCAUUUGGCUUUCAAUGGGUUUUCUGGAAGUGUUCCUUCAAGUUUAGGUGACUGUACCAAUCUUCAAAAUUUGUCGUUGUCUAAUAAUAGAUUCAAUGGAUUCAUUCCAAGAAGUAUUGGUAAUUUAACUAGGCUGAAAGAAAUACACCUGGGUGGAAAUAGAUUACGAGGUGAAAUCCCAUGGGAAAUAGGUAAUCUUUUUAAUUUGGAGAUAUUUGCUGCAGAAAAUAACAGGGGGCUUACUGGUGGGAUUCCAUCUUCCAUAUUUAACAUUUCUUCAUUGACAAAACUUCUUCUCUUCAACAAUAGUCUAUCCGGUGGUUUACCAGAUAACGUGUGUAAUCAUCUUUCCAAACUUGAGGGGCUUCAUUUGUCUUUGAAUAGAUUUUCUGGUCAUAUUCCAUCAAGUAUAGGUGGAUGUAGCAAUCUUCAGGAUUUAUCACUGUCAACUAAUCAAUUCAAUGGAACCAUUCCAAGAGGUAUUGGAAAUUUGACUAGCCUCAAACGACUGUCUCUGCGUGAAAAUGAUCUAACAGGGGAAAUCCCAUGGGAAAUUGGAAAUCUCUAUUCAUUGGAGAUAUUUGCUGCACAGCAUAUGCGUCUAACUGGUUCCAUCCCACCUUCCAUCUUCAACAUAUCUUCUUUAAAAGAAAUUUCUCUGCACAACAAUAGUCUAUCCGGUGAAAUACCUUCUAUGAUCUCAAUUACAAAUCUUGAGCUGCUUAGACUAUGGGGAAAUAAUCUCAGCGGCAAUAUUCCAAAUUUUAUCUCCAAUGCUUCUAAGCUCACAACCUUAUCACUACAAGAAAACUCAUUCUCUGGUCUUAUCCCGAAUACACUUGGCAAUUUAAGAUUCCUAGAGCGGCUGAGCCUCGCAUCUAAUAAUUUGAUCACUGAAACUUCAACACAUGAGUGGAGCUUUCUGUCUUCUUUGGCAAAUUGCAGGAAUCUGAGAUAUUUGAACCUAUCAUCCAAUCCAUUGAAUGGCAUUCUUCCAGGUUCUAUCUCAAAUCUGUCUACAUCUCUUCAGUUUUUCUAUGCCUCAGGUGUCAAAAUUACAGGUAACAUUCCCAGGGAAAUUGGUAACUUAAGCAAUAUUACAACUUUAGACCUCUCCCAUAAUGAAUUGAGUGGAUCUAUUCGAGCACCAAUAGGAAGGCUACGAAAUGUGCAGGGGUUGUAUCUUGAUGGUAAUCAAUUACAAGGGUCUAUCCCACCAAGUGUCUGCGGUUUAGGGAGAUUACAUACCCUAUCAUUAGGUGGCAACAUGCUUCAUGGUCCUAUACCAACUUGUUUGGCGAAUUUGACUUCUUUGAGGUAUCUUCACUUAGACUCCAACAAAUUGAAUUCCAUAAUACCCUUAACCUUGUGGAGCCUUAAUAAUAUCUUACUGGUAGACUUGUCCUCAAAUUAUCUGAAUGGUUCCCUUCCAUCGGGCAUUCAGAAACUGAAGGUAUUGACACAUUUGAAUUUGUCAAGGAAUCUGUUAUCGGGUGAAAUCUGGAGUUCAAUUGGAGAACUCCAGGAUCUGAUUUCUCUAGACUUAUCUAAUAAUAGAUUUGAUGGUUAUAUUCCUGAAUCAUUUGGUGAUUUGAUAAGUUUGAAAUCCUUGGAUUUAUCCAACAACGAUCUCUAUGGAGUCAUUCCCAAAUCUUUGGAGAAACUUUCCUUUCUUAAUCAUUUUAAUGUGUCUUUCAAUAGACUAGAAGGAGAAAUCCCCAUAGGAGGACCCUUUAGAAACUUCUCAGCUAAAUCAUUUAUGAAGAACUAUGGACUCUGCGGUUCACCUGUACUACAAGUUCCGCCUUGCAAAAGUAGACAAUCAAAGAUGACUCCUUGGCAUGUUUUCAAAUAUGUUCUACCAGUAGUUACUUCAAUAACACUGAUGGCAGCCGUCUUUAUUCUCCAUAAAAGAUGCCGAAGAAGGAAUAUAAAUUUGCCAGUUAAUGAUGAUUUAUUGCCUCUGAAAAAAUGGAGAAGAAUUUCCUAUAGUGAACUUUUACAAGCAACUAAUGAAUUUGAUGAAUGCAACUUGCUUGGUUCAGGGGGCUUUGGGUCUGUGUAUAGAGGAACACUUUCAGAUGGGAUGAAUGUUGCAAUAAAAGUGUUCAAUAUGCACUUAGAGGGCAGAUUCAAGAGUUUUGAUGUUGAAUGUGAAGCAAUGCGCAAUAUUUUUCAUCGCAAUCUUGUCAAGGUCAUUAGUAGUUGCUCUAAUGUAGACUUCAAAGCCUUAAUUUUUGAGUUCAUGCCUAAUGGGAGCCUUGAGAAAUGGUUAUAUUUCUCUAACUAUUUUCUCAAUCUCCUACAAAGAAUUGACAUAAUGAUUGAUGUUGCGUCAGCACUAGAAUACCUCCAUUUUGGCUGCUCAGUACCUGUGAUCCAUUGUGACUUAAAGCCAAGUAAUAUCCUGCUAGAUAAAGACAUGGUUGCACAUGUUGGAGAUUUUGGCCUUGCCAAACUCAUGGGAGAAGAAGAUUCCAUGAGACAAACUAAGACACUUGCCACUAUUGGGUAUAUGGCACCAGAAUAUGGAUCGAGCGGAAUUGUUUCUCCAAAAGGUGAUGUCUAUAGUUAUGGUAUUUUAUUGAUGGAAACUUUCACAAGAAAGAAACCUACAGAUGAAAUUUUCUCCGGUGAAAUGAGUCUGAUGGAUUGGGUAAAAAGGUCACUUUCUAAUGGAACAAUUGAUGAUGUUUUGGAUGCCAAUUUGUUAAGAGAGGAGGAACAUUUCAUAGAUAAAGUGAACGUUUUAUCAUCUAUCAUGGGAUUAGCUCUGGAGUGUACAGCUGAGUUGCCUAAAGAAAGGAAAAACAUGAAGGAUGUUGUGGCCAUACUCAAGAAAAUCAAAAGUAAGUUUCUAAAGGAUGUUGAGCUGGCUUAUAAUGGAGAAGGAAAAAUUGGUGAGAGGAACUGUAUGUUUGGUGAUGACUAUCAAGCCUUUACAAUUACUGAUGUGGCAGUAUGUGAAUACAAUAGAUAGUCUUCACACAAGCUCUGUUUAUUGCUCUACACUGGUUUAGUUUUCUAAACUUCAAGCUAUACAUGGAUUUGUUCUUUGCAAACUUCUUUGCAAUGGACUGGCAACUCGGAAUCUCCAAAAGAGAAUCAUUAAGCAGUGGGGUUCCUGGCAAAAUGUAAAAGAGGCUUCCAAUAAAUUGAACGUUCAGAUCUGCUAGUGGUGGAAGUAAAACUUGACAGUCAACACAUCACAAAGUAGUUUCAAGAUCAAAUCCUCUUGCCCCAACUAUCCCAAGGAAACAAAUUAAAACCUGUUAGCCGCAAAGUUUCCGCGGUGAGAGUUAAUGUGACUACAAAGUUUGAAAGUACUGAUUUCUGGUAGGCUCAUUAAUCUUCUAGGCAGUUUGGCAUGGAAGAGGCUUAUUAAGCUCAAGUGGCAAAGUCCUUAAUGAUGGAACCAAUUUACUGGUGGUUAAAUGGUUAACUUCCAAGUCUGGAAAGUAUUCUACUUCAGAUUUCAGAAACUUAUACUGCUAUUUGCCAUCAGCAGCCCCAGGUGGACUGGGACAGGCUUCUAUGGUUUCAGGAUAACAUCACAAACAUGCCCUCAUUGCAUGGAUGGAUAUACUGGAUAGACGUCCACCAUUGCAGAGGCCUUCUACAUGGAGUCCCCAUUGAUAGCUGUUCGUGCUUUUCUAGUGGCCAUGCUAAUGAGGACAGAGAUCAUCUUUUCUUUACUUGCCUUGCCCAUAUACCAAGCAGAUUUCAGACAAAAUUUUGAGGGUGCUCUCAUGUUGACAGGCCUGCUGGUGACUGGUCUGAGGAAUUCAACUGGGCCAAGGAGUUGAAAGGCAAAUUUCUCUUGGUGAUUGUUCUUAAGCUUGCCUAGAAUGCCUAAAUCAACCAUGUCUGGAUUGAUAGAAGCAAUAAAAGUAUGGGAAGGCAUCUGCUGCUAACGAUGUUUUCCAGAUCCAUUUUCGACUCAGCCAGGUUCAGAUUACAUAGCUUACCCCGGGGGAUCAAAGAUAGGAAUGCUACCCUCUGUACUAAUUGUAGAAUUUCUGACGCUUAUUUGUAAUUGUUUCAUUUUUCUGUAUAGUUGCUGUAUAGUACAAUUCUUUUCUAGCAGGUUCUCUUCCUGCAUUCGUGGAUAAAUAAAAUAUUUUGCAUUUAACUCAAAAA
Molecule: messenger RNA, 5223 nt
Organism: Theobroma cacao (cacao)
Lineage: Eukaryota; Viridiplantae; Streptophyta; Magnoliopsida; Malvales; Malvaceae
Biological process (GO): protein phosphorylation
Molecular function (GO): protein kinase activity; protein binding; ATP binding
Source: RefSeq, a predicted model, not a curated record